AUGUCCACAGAAGAUCAUUGUCAAAUAAUGCAAAAACUAUCAACAUCUCUACUUCUUCGAUUCACUCUAAUCUUCAAUUUGGCAACAAGUCUCAUAGCAUUUCCAAUGGUUAUUGCUGCAAGUAUUGCACUGUGGAAAGCAAGAGUUGCCAAACUAUUUCAUAUUAAUGUUAUCAUUAUAUUUCAAGUUCAUCUUAUUGGAUUCUUCUUACAUUGCUUCAGUAGAAUAGUUCUCCAUUGUCUUGAUCUUUAUAACUAUGCAAUGUUGGAUUACUGUGACAUGACACCUAGUACAAUCAGAUGUUUUGCGUUUCGGAUACAGUAUGUAUUUGGAUUAUGGUUGAUUUGUGCAACUACAGUACCCCUUAUUAUCGAAAGAUAUAUUGCUACUAUCAAAUCAUCAAGUUAUGAGCAUAUGGGUUGCUCUCUUGGUAUUGUUAUGGCUUUGUUACAGGUCUUCCUUGCCGUUGUCCCUACCUCAAUUAACUUUCGAAAUUUCUCAUUUGAAGAGCCAGUAAUGAAUUACUGUAUGGCUCUGAAACCAGGUCUAGUCAGUCACACUGAGAAAGCUGCAAUUGUCAGUCUCUGCAUCCAAAUCAUUGCAAGAAUACUAUUUCACUAUCUGUUCAAAAUGAAUGAAAAUCUUCGAAGAAAGCAGCUAACAUCUUCUCUAUCGAACCGAUAUUCAUUGGAACAAAAUCUGAAAUCCAUGAAAACUCUGAAACGAUUCGCAGAUUUACAGUCAAUUUUCAUGAUUAUUCACAUGGCUUUGUUUAUUUUUAUAUUGCAAAUCGGACCGGAAGUCGAGAAAUCCACGUAUAUUUCGUUGGUUGAAAUGAAUGCACCAUACCCUCUCUACGCUGUCAUCUCUAUAAUCGUUCUUCUCAAAAAGGCUCAUUUGAAUAAAGUGAAACUGAAGAAGACGUUGGAAAAUCAUGUGAAUGCUGAUCAGAAUGUCUAUUUCGAGAAUUUCAAAAAGUUUUUGCAUUGA
This is a messenger RNA of Caenorhabditis remanei, 990 nucleotides long. RefSeq lists its product as uncharacterized. The record is from RefSeq and is a predicted model, not a curated record. Lineage: Eukaryota; Metazoa; Nematoda; Chromadorea; Rhabditida; Rhabditidae. The transcript has 5 exons. The coding region runs from base 1 to 990 and encodes 329 amino acids.